GAGGUCAAAUAAGUGUGAAUCCUUGGAGUACACUAUUUUCUGACGGACAACACCCGAUAUGUAUCUGCUUCAUCAGUUACGGUCCCAUUGAUCCAAUUUACUACGGUUCACUUCAGUGCGAAUCGCGGUCCACAUUGAGAUUGCGUGUCGCAAUCCAUUCACACACAACAAGUCCCUCAAAAUACCCCUCCAAUACUAUUGACUGUUCAUCUUUACGUUAACCUAAUGGUGAUGACGAACACCUUGAUCAAACUGCUCGUUUUCCACUUCAUUUCGCUGUGUUAUUCCAUGAAAGUGUAAUGCCAUGUACAUUAAACAGUCAAACGAUUUAUUUUUUUUUCUUCACUUUUUAGUUAUUCCAAUGCAUAUGUUGCAAAGAAGUAUGAAAUUCGUUUCCUCAAGCGGGGCUUCUAUUGUGACCAGCACUCAAUCGGCCUCUCUCUCUAUGCCCCGUGUUCUGACUAUCAGAGCACCCACGCAGUUGGCCUCUGGUGGUUCAAUUAUCGGCCCACCGACUUUUGCCCCUAUACGUCCGGUGUGUUUACACUUCAAUUGCGUUGGACAUUUUCCGCACAUUUGACGUGAUUCGAUUUAUGAUCGCAAGUUGGAUUAUAUCCACGUCUGUGUCACAGUAACGUUUUCCGAUGCAACUAUACAGCCAACUUACAUUCCAGUAAAAAUUUCAGACAAAGCAUACGAUCGAAGGCUGAUCUCUGCUCAAACGAAUCAUCCGAAGUUGGCUUUGGAUAAGCCGUCACCUGUAGUUUAUGCCUCACGACCGUCUAAGUGCAUUGGGAGGCAGAUGGUUGCACACACCAACCUUGUGAUUCAUACUAUCUCGGAUUACUUACCGUAUUCUGAGUUGUUAUUUCACCUCUUCUAGAGAUCAUUCAGUGUCAUACAUCCGUACAUUGUGCAUUUUCUGAUUGCCUCCUGAUGAUUUGUAUUGUGCGUCGAAGUUUUUUUUACUCCCCAGAAGCUCGCUGUCCGAUUAGUUGUUGAAUCAGUUGUAUGGUAUAGGUAAUACGAUCCCAUCCAUCUAUUUAGUGUCACACACUGAGCCACUACCAUUAAUUGUAUGAUACUUUCUUCCAACGUGCAUUCAAAUCUAGUAGGGUUCGAGGGCGAUGCGUACUACUGAAGAACCGUAGUAGAACGGACUCUCCAUGCAAUGCUUCUGAUGUGCGGUGGCUGUCGAACUGAACCGAACUGCAAUGAAACUUCUCACAGCAACAAUAGCCCAUCUACUGCGUCCUGAUAGAAAAUCUGCCUGAUCAGUGGAUAAACCGUCCCAUCAACUUAUUCGUGUCUUUUCGGAAUUUAUUUCCGUACGGACUGUGUUUUAUCGCAUUUUUAUCAUUCCACAUCAGUAUUGACGUGUACGAUGAGAGUACGAGUGUUGAUUUGCUUGAUCUACACCUCUUUUGCUCAGGAGAAAUAUCUCCUUCAUUGUCUACUCCGGUUGCACUUAUUUUUCAGGGCACACUUCUACUGUCCAGUCCCGCGAACACAGCGGUCUCCAUUGCCACCCAGUUGCCUACAUCCUAUCACAGCUCCUGUGAAGCCGAGAGCAACAUCUUUCCUGGGCUAACUGGUGCUGAUAGCAUGCAUACCCAGCAUGGGAGACUCUUUGCUCCUCAAGCGAGUGGCUACUACGACCUUGUUACAGACCCUCCGGCUCCCGGAGUUCUAUCGGGUUAUGCUCAACCUACCAGUCCUUCAGGCCGCGAAUCUGGAGACGAACAAGAGCAUAUUCCAACCGGCCUCAAAACAAAUGGUUUACGGCGAUAUGCCCGUUGUGUUUGCGACAAAGUGAAGGAGAAGGGUAUCACCUCCUAUAGCGAGGUGGCUGACGAGUUGGUGCACGAGUAUGCAGCUGAGCAUCCAAUGAUACCCUCCGAACAGUUGCACUACAUUCAAAAGAACAUCCGACGCCGCGUGUACGAUGCCCUGAAUGUUUUGAUGGCACUCAAUGUCCUUCAAAAGGAGAAAAAGGAGAUUCGAUGGGUGGGCCUCCCUGUCAACAUGAUUGAGGAGUGUCGCCGAUUAGAAGAGGAGCGCGAAAAAUGUCAAGUUUCUUUGCGCAACAAGACAGUGGAAAUUCAAGACCUCAUUUUGCAACUGAUAGCCUUCAAGAACUUAGUUAUGCGAAAUCGGAUCAACGAACGUAGCCGUCGUAGCAAGUUUACUACUGAUGGGUUGAUGCCUGAAAAUGAUGGCCAUACCGAACUUGCACGUCUCCCAGGGCUUGAGCAACCUUCAUCAGCAGUACGAACGGAGAAAGUUCCACUUCCGUUUCUUGUAAUUUCCACCCAUCGCAAGACUGUCAUCGACUGCAACAUAUCCACUGAUAAGUUAGAAUACCUAUUCAAUUUCGACCAGGCUUUUGAAAUUCGCGAUGAAGUUGACACGUUAAAGCGAAUGGGACUGAUGUUGCGGUUGGGAACCAUUCAUUGCACCCAAGAAGAAUACAAUCAGUGUUUGGAGCUCGUACCACCUUCACUUCGUUUUUAUGUAGAAGCCCUUUACGAGCGUAGACCGGCAAUUGUCCCGGAUUUCGAUGCUUUGCACCAGCAACGCCGCCUAUUCGUUGAGGCUCGCCUGGCUGCUGUUGCGAAUCAGGCCGGCAAUCGAGUUGAUGAGCAUGGUGAACCACUUGGGCACCGGCCUGGCGUGCAUAACUCUCGUCAUUCACCAGUGGAUUCCAGCGCACAUUACGGCAGUUUGUUUGGCAGUGCCAUCAGAUGCUCCUCUAGUGAUAACACGUUGCGACAGCUGUACGUGUCGCGCUCUGUGGACGAUCCGGAUGAUGGACACUUGAUUUCCAGUUCUGGAACUAUCUCUUCAAGUGGGUUUGUUCCUGGUGACACUCAACAUUAUGCUCGCGCUGCUGCCUCACGCGGUUACGUAGUUCCCGGCGGUCCCGGCGGUCUUCUUCGUCAUCGACAACAUCCGAGCGCGCAAGUUCCUUCGGGAUCCUCAGGUCACCCCUUCGUGGCUGGUGACCGCGUUGUUCCUUCCGAUACCGUUAACGCUGGCUCAUCAUUGGGUGAUAUCGUGUGUUCAGUGAAUUGUGACUCUCGGCAGGAUAUCUCAUCUACCGCUGGCUCCGGACGCCUUAUAUCGCAUGAGGAUCGGGAAGAUCUGGCCGACCCAGAAGACGAUCUCAUGAGUCACCCUGAUGAUGACGAUGAUGAAGAUAUGGAGGAUGUUUGACUUUUGUCUAACCACACUGUACAUAACAACUGACUAGAAUUUUAUUGAGACUCUACCAGCUAUGAAUUGACGAUGAGCGCUUUCAGACCACGUCGAAUCACUGGACUGUGAAUAUACCAUAUGGUUACACUGAAGACCGUACUCACCAAGCACUUGAAGGUGUUCUCCUUCGUCACGUCCUUGAAUAUAUAUUCUUUCCU
Molecule: messenger RNA, 3416 nt
Organism: Dicrocoelium dendriticum
Lineage: Eukaryota; Metazoa; Platyhelminthes; Trematoda; Plagiorchiida; Dicrocoeliidae
Source: the annotation of a GenBank genome assembly